Cataglyphis hispanica is the source of this 1626-nucleotide messenger RNA. It is a transcript of the gene beta3GalTII, whose product is annotated as beta-1,3-galactosyltransferase 6. NCBI's taxonomy places the organism in Eukaryota, Metazoa, Arthropoda, Insecta, Hymenoptera, Formicidae. Gene Ontology annotation, biological process: glycosaminoglycan biosynthetic process. Gene Ontology annotation, molecular function: UDP-galactosyltransferase activity. The record is from RefSeq and is a predicted model, not a curated record. Gene Ontology annotation, cellular component: membrane. The coding region runs from base 363 to 1376 and encodes 337 amino acids. The transcript is spliced from 2 exons.
AUUAUAGUAUACAGCUGAUUAUUAGCACGGAUGUGCACAGAUUCGCCGCGAAUGAAUUUAUUCACAUCCGUAACGAGAAUUCAAAUUUUUAAAAAUUAUCUUAGUGUACUUAAAAAUAAACAAUUAAAUACUUUUACAAUUACACUUCUAAAACGAAAUGAAUGUGUAUUAAUCCUUCGAAAAUGAAAAGAGACAAAUUGCAAAAAAUGCAAAUGAAAUAAGCAGGUCUAUCUAUCUUUUACAUUUCCCGACUUAUUAUUGUAAAUCAAGUAGGCAUGCUGUGUCGCGCGAGCGUAUUCUAAUCACGGCACUGCGAAUUUACGAAUAGUAAUCCGCAAGUGCUUUACCGUUGGCUCGUCUUCAUGACGCAUUUACGACUAAAUCCUAUAAACAAGUUCCAAUCGAUGACUCGCAGAAAGUUCUUCGCCCGGACGAACGUAAUGAUAUUUUUUGUGCCGGUCGUGCUUAUAUUAGUCUUCCUGUGCGCGCGUUAUCCAGCUCGAGAAUGCUCGCCGGACGAACAUUUAAUUCUGGACAGUAAGCCCAAGUACAGACUCAUUAUUCUGAUUCUUAGCAGUCCGGAUAAUCUUGAACGCCGGGAUACCAUCAGGAAGACUUGGUUGACCGAUCGUAAUCACGAUGCCAUGAUGAGACAUUUCUUCGUCAUUGGCACCCAGGAUAUCCUGCCAGAGCAAAGAAACACCUUGCAGUCGGAGAAGGAAAAGUUCGAUGAUCUGUUGUUAUUGCCUCGAUUGCAAGAUUCUUAUGGCAUAUUGACAAAGAAAGUCCUCUAUGCUCUUAAAGGCAUCUAUGAGCGUUACAACUUUGACUUCUUGUUGAAAUGUGAUGAUGAUUCUUAUGUCUUAGUACACAAGAUUCUGAAAGAGCUGGACAAGUGGCAGAACAAAGGUACUAGGAGGGAGCUCUAUUGGGGUUUCUUUAAUGGACGAGCGCAAGUGAAGAGAAGCGGUCCUUGGAAAGAGAUGGAUUGGAUUCUUUGCGAUUAUUAUCUUCCUUAUGCCCUGGGUGGUGGAUACAUCUUGUCUUACAAUCUUGUUAAGUUUAUCGCCACUAAUGCAGAUAUCCUAAAAUUGCAAAAUUCUGAAGACAUCUCUGUUGGUCUCUGGCUAGCACCAUUGGCGAAUAUUGAAAGGAAACAUGAUGUACGCUUCGAUACCGAAUACAGAUCGCGCGGUUGCUCCAAUCAAUAUAUAAUCACGCACAAGCAAACUAUUCAAAGUAUGAGGAGCAUACACGAGUAUUACCAAACCUCUGGUAUGCUAUGUUCCAAAGAAGUGAGGAAUCGUAUGAGUUAUCAAUACAAUUGGACUGCACCACCCAGUCAGUGCUGCAAUAGACAAUCCGGUAUCCCUUAAUGUAAAAGAAAGAAAAUUUCUGCAAUAUCCUAGUCUGGUUUUUUGAGAUAUUUGCUCAAAAAAUAUCUAUUUAUUUUGCAUAUUUAUAAUGACAUGCCAUAUAAAAAUAUUCUAUUUAUAUUCUAAUUUAUGCGUUUGUUAAGAUGCUUAUAUAUAAAUAUUAAAUGCCAUAAAAUCAUCAGUUUCUUAAGGAUGUAUUCUAAGCAGUAUUAUUGAGUAUGGAGAGACAAUUGCAGAUUCCAAUCACGAU